CGGGAUUUUCCCCCCACCCGGAAAGGGCCGAGUAGUUGCGAUUGAAUUUCUUUAUCCGCAAACAUUCUUUCAGUCGUCAUGAAUUCGUAAAGAAGCAUGUGACACGGUUAGGAAUAUGUAAUUUGUAAUUAAAUGUGCAAAGCUUGGAAGAAAGGGGCGGCGAAGGGCAGAGUCUAUACUCCAAAUAUCUGUGGCACAAAUAUGACUGAUAAACCGUUUGAAGAGUUGGGAGCAGUUGGGGGGCUUCAUGACAGUAAAGAAGAGACUUCGGGAAUAAAUACGAAUUUCAAGUGUGAACCUUGUCUCUUUGAAAACAUUGAAAAAGAAGCAAGUACUUUUUGUAUGGAUUGUUCCGAGCAUUUAUGUGCUAGUUGUGCUCGUGAACAUAGAAAGAAUAAACUGUCAAGGGAUCAUAAGUUGUUCGAAGGUGAGGAUAUUUCAGAUAAAUUUACAACAAUUGCGAUAAUGAAAAAGAUGAUGCAUUGCCCAGAUCAUCCCGACACUGUUGUGAUGUAUAAAUGUGAAGAUCACGAAAAAUAUAUUUGCGUCACGUGUUUGGCAGAAUGUCACCGUAAAUGUUAUACGGUGAAUGAAAUCGCAAAAGCUAAAACCCCUGUAAAUGAGAACAUGCAUGCACGUGUAGAAGAGACAUUAUCUCAACUACAAGACACUGCAACAGCUUCAAAAAGGGAAUCAGAAGUAAAUAUUACCACUUAUAAGGAUCAGCUGUCUAGAGUUCAAUUACAACAACAAAGUCUUCUCAGCAGUAUUUAUGAAAAAUUGUCACAAGCAAAGGCCAAUCUUGAGUCCGAAACACUUAAUCUUGUCACAAAUGAAGUAAAUUAUCAUGAAAGGAAUUUAACGAAAUGUAAAGAAGCAGAUGUCGAAGGAGAACAAUUUAGGAAGGUAUUUGAAUUUGUUAUGGAAUCUGGGAACUCUGCUGAGAGGAGUGUUAUCCCUGAUCUUAUAUUGACCAGAGCAAAGGAUCUGCAUGAAACAAUCAAAGUAGAAAAUAUGACAGAAAAGUCACUCAUUUUUGAAACAACACUUGACAUGGAAACAAUCGGAAAUAUUGCAAACGUAUCAAUGGUUUCCGCAUCUCUGAAUGAACAACAAGGAGCAAACACUGAUGUAAGUGUGUCCAGCGACGAAAUCCCUCGACCAGUUCAUACACUAGAAGAAAAGGCAGAAUCAUCGGUGCAAAAAUGUCCACCAAAAUGUAAUGCCACGACGCAAACUGAUGAAGUGGCUUUGCAGAAUGCCCAUUUUGACACACCUGGUGACUCCAGCAGUUCCAAUAUUACACAAAAUCUUACUGAAAAUGUGAAAAUCCCCAGUUUGAUGAAUAGAAACGUAAAUCAGUUAGGAGUGUCUUAUAAAGUUCGAUGCUCAGGAGAUAAAGAACGUUGUUGUGUUAAUGCUCUAGAAAUUUUGCCUGACAAUCGAUUAAUUUUGACUGAUUACAACAACAAGAAACUAAAAAUCUUUAAAGAAACUUUUUCUCUAGUAUUUACAAAAGGACUUCGUGAUAACCCUAUAGACUUGUGUCAUGUAAAUGACAAGACAAUCGCAGUUUCUUUUUCUAAAUCAAUUGAAACGUAUGAUAUUGGAACAAAUAAUGCUCACAGAGUAGGCCAAUUUCCGACAAAAGUUAGGGUAUUUGGUGUUGAUAAAGUUGGAAAUGUCCAGGACAUUGCUGUUCUUUUUGAAGACAAUGAAAACCCAUUCCUACAAAUUAGAAAUGCGAUAACUGGUUGUAUAUUUAAGACAGUUAGUUUUGAAAGCUCACGUGGCGUCCCUUGUCAGUUUGGAGAGGAUGGAACUCUACGUAUGCUUUACAGAGGUACUGUUGCAAUUUUUAUUUCAGAAUUUGAAAAACUUCACUGUUACAAAAGUGCCAGCACUACUGGUUAUGCCGGUAAAAAUGAAAACGUUGUUCAAGAAUCUUGGUUCUACAAAAGCCGUGCUGGGAGCUAUUUGAAAUUUAUAUCAAAUUUGACAGCAGACGACGAAGGUAAUAUUUAUGUGUGCGGGCGUGAAUCUUACAAUGUACAUCAGAUUUCAAAAGAUGAUUACAGAACAAACAGAAUUUUAAUCAGCAACAUCAAAUUACCCUUGUCGGUUGGUGUGAAUAGCAAAAAAGGUUAUGUGGUUGUUGGUUGUGAUAAUGAUGAUUAUAUACAUGUAUAUAACUUUUGCUAGAUAGGUAAAUACUACUUUGAAAUGUGAAAUAUAUUUUUAAAGCUACAUGCCUCCAGAUGAGUCAAAAUAUUUCAAUAAAAUCAAACUUGAGAAAAAUGUACUAAGACGUAAGGAAAAUUAAAAAGUUUUAAGAUUUAAAUAAUAUUUUACAUAUGUGCGAUUAAUGACUGAUUUUUCAAAAUUUAUUUCAGUAAAGGCUAUUUAUGCAUAUUUUGACCACUUUUUGGUAUUUUUGAGAUUUGUAAGUGCCACUGAUAAUCUAUAUAUAUAUUGCUUCUUUUUGGUUGCUUCACAAUAUUACACAUUCAAAUACAUUUUCAAAAAUUUCACGAAAAUUAGCAUGAAUCUGGAGGCGUGUUGCUUUAAAUACAUUUGUCAAACAAUAACCAAUAACUCCAGCAAAAACUAGACUGUUUAUGAAUUCAGGACUAUAUACAGUAUUAGUGAAUUUGUUUGCAGUGUUUGAGAACAAUGCAUAAUUUACAAUAUACCGGUACAUGUAUUAAGUUGAUUUGCGUUCGCUUUCUUUAUCGUUUGUAAUAUAAACAAUCAGUACACUGGGUUUGCAAAUUGUGAAAACACUUUGUUCCGAAUAUUUAAUGUACAAAAUGUAUUACAAUAAUAAAAAUUCUUUUUGUAAUAUAGAAUUUAUAUUUAUCUAUUGAAACGGCAGGGCAACUUUU
Messenger RNA from Ruditapes philippinarum (Manila clam), 2885 nucleotides. Its product is annotated as E3 ubiquitin-protein ligase TRIM56-like. Bases 133 to 2202 code for a protein of 689 amino acids. Gene Ontology annotation, molecular function: zinc ion binding. The transcript has 2 exons. The record is from RefSeq and is a predicted model, not a curated record. NCBI's taxonomy places the organism in Eukaryota, Metazoa, Mollusca, Bivalvia, Venerida, Veneridae.